AUGUUGGAAACUAUAACAUCUCAAUCAACAGAAGAAGCCUAUAUUAAAUGGUUAAAUGAUCACUUAACUAAGGCUACACCUCCAUUAAUUGUGUAUGAUUUAACUGAAGAAAUUAUCUGUAAUGGUGUAGCUAUUGGAAUACUAUUAGAAAUUAUUGGUCGAAUUAAAAUUGAUGGGUUACUUCUACAGCCAAUUACAACUGUGGAACGUUUACACAAUAUUCAUGAAGUAUUUAGCGUUUUAAGACGUUUGAAUGUAAAAAUCAAUAAUAUUCAACCUGAAGAUAUCAUGGAAGGGGAUAAAGAUACUGUACUUGAAUUAUUGAUUGCAAUUAAUGAUUAUUUUUUGCCGAAACCCAAUAUGAAAACUCCGAAGAAAUUUAAUGCAAAUAAUCAUAAUCAUAAUAAUUAUGAUAUUGAUUAUAAAAUGGAAUCAAACGGUCGUACAUCAGCAUGGAGUACUAUAAGUAGUUCAACUAGAAGAACACCAAUAAAUCGAUCAGAAACAGUUCCACAAUUAAAUGGUCAUCAUGAAAAUGGAAUAUUCUCAACAAAUAAUCAUCAUUCACAUAAAAAUCUAUUACAUCAUUCUACAAAUGGUAUAGAUUAUCCUACAAUUGAUUUACCAUGGUCAAAUUCUAUAGAUCAUUUUACAGAUAAUAGUCGACAACCUUAUUCAUCUUAUCAUCAAUCAUUAGCACCAACACCAACUCCAUCAGAAUUAACUAAUUCUACAAGUCCAAGAUCAAAAAGUACAGUGUACAGAGUACGGUCAGAACCAUUAUCACCUAGAUCUAUACAUGGUAAAAGAACUAUUCACAGAGAAGCGUCUUUAUCUACAGCACCAAUCAAUAUUAGAUCAGCUUUACCGAAUUUGAAUUCUGGUUCCAGAGGUUAUUAUCAUCAAACUAAUCCAUCACAAUCAAUACCACCGAAUAAUUAUCCUGAUAAUAGAAAUGUAAAUACAAUAAGAAGUGGACGUUCAACAAAUGAAUUACCACAAAUAGUUGAUUCAAUGAAUGAAGUACAACAGCUUAGAUCACAGUUGAAUAUGUUGUCGAAACUUAUUGAAUCAGAUGGUUCUAAUCCUGUACGUACUGCUUCAGUAUUACGUCAAACAGCGGCAAAAAGUACAGGAUUACGUUCACAAGAUAAUUUAUCAUUGAAUAAAUAUGUAUUACCAACCUAUAGACAAGAGAAUUCAUUUGUAAAAUAUAUCACUUUGGAGAAUCAUAGUAACAGUAAUAGUAAUAGUAAUAGUACUAAUAGUCUUCAACAACAACAACAUCGUCAUCAGACGUAUCAACGAAAUCAAAAACAAUCAUUAUUAUUACAAAAUUCCGAUUUGAAUACAUCGAAAUCACAAGUAUUAAAUACUACUACUACUACUACUAACAGCACUGAUAGUAAUCAUAAUCCAUUAUUAACUCGAUCUAUUCAUUAUGAAAUUGAUCAAAAUGACAAAUCGAAAUCGAUAAAUAUCACUACGACUACUACUGCUGGUACAACUUCUUCGAUUACUACAACGAAUAGUUCAGUUGACAAUCUAUCAGAUCAUUUGAUCUCAUCAACAAAACAUCUAUCUAAAUUAGUUCCACCAUUAAUAGGACUUAAUGAAAUCCAUGUAAAUGAUUCACAAACAUUACAACAUGAUCUAUGUAUAAGUAGUAGUAAUAAUGACAAUGAUAACGAUGAUGAUCAUGAUGAUGAUGAUGAUGAUGAUGAUCUAAGUAAUCCAUGUCAUAGUCAACGUGAUCAAUCUAUCAGUAAUAAUAAUAAUAAUGAUCUAUUAAUCAAUAAUCAUCAUCAUCAUCAUAAUCAUUGGCAAGAUUCAAUACAAUCCACUUGUUGGUUACCAAAAGUUGCUAUGAAUUCAAAUCGUACAAAAUGUGAUGAAAUUUUAUCAACAAAUUGGAAUUUAUUAACAAUGAAAAAUUGGAAAUCUGAUCAAGAAUUAAAACGUAAAAUGGGUUUACUGAAUCCUUAUCAUCAUAAUAAAUUAGGACGAGGAGGAGGAUUUUGGUUUCGUGAAAAAGCAUUCAAUCAUACAAAAUCAUUUAUUCCUGGUAGACGAAGAAUAGAACAACAACAACAACAACAACAAUCAAAAGGAAUGUCAUUUAGUGCUAUAGUGAAUCAUUGUCCAUUGAUUAAUCAAUAUUUACCAUCAAAUAAAGUGUUACACUGUCAAUUCGAUACGGGACCAAUGGAACAAACUGAAAUUUUUAGUUUACCUGAAGCCAAGUCUAAAUUUUCCAUUGAUAAUUCACUUCUUAACUCAAAUCGAAUUUCUUCAAUACACAAUAUUAAUACUACUAAUAAUACUACUAAUACUACUACUACUACUACUAAUAGUAAUAAUAAAAAGGUUAAAAAUACCAAAUCUCUCAUACAAUCUAAUAAUGAUUCAAUGGAUGAUUUCAAUAAAACAAUCAAAUAUACUAAAUUAUAUUUAAAUGAAAAAGCCCCAGCAACAACAACAACAACAACAACAAUAAUGAAUGGGUCAAAUGUGAUUCAACAAUCAAAGGAUAAUCUCUCUUUAAAAAUCAAUCAACCUAAUGAAUAUACACCAUCAUUAUCAUCAUCAAGACGAUAUCAACAUAGUCAACAAUGCACUCAUCAUAGUGAUUAUGAUAAUGGAAUACAAUUGAAAGAUAUUUCAAAUCGUGAAUUAAUUAUACCAUUACAUACUACUAAUAAUAAUACUAAUACUACUAUUACUACUACUAAUAAUAAUAAUAAUAAUAGUAAUGGUAAUCAAUUAUGUACCGAUGAUGUAAUAAGGGAUAAAUUCAAAGAAAAAUCAAUAUUAAUUGAAUCACAAAAAUUAAAUAAUAAUCAACAACAAAAUGAUAAUGAAUUAAUAAAAUUUAAUGGAAAAAUUAAUAUACCAAUGACACCACAUAAAACUAAGAAAAAGCAAUAUGAAGAAGAUGAUAUCUAUGGUAAUAAAUAA
Molecule: messenger RNA, 2958 nt
Organism: Schistosoma curassoni
Lineage: Eukaryota; Metazoa; Platyhelminthes; Trematoda; Strigeidida; Schistosomatidae
Source: the annotation of a GenBank genome assembly